AUGAAAUCCUUUCAUCCCAGCAAUCGGAAAUCGACACAGACGCAGACACAGGACUCGGAAGCUAGGGUCGACUCAGAAGCAUUUGCUGGAGUCGACGCGACAGACCCUUACGUAGGCGAGGGCCAGAAGCGUGAGAUUCUCACCUACGAGCAACGUUACAACUCCCGCGGAGAACUGCAACAGCUGGAAAUUCAAUCGCCUUACAUCAAAGCGGCAUUGAGAGAAGUCGUGAAAUCUUACCCUGGAGUCAACAUCAAUUCAAACGGACCAAUAUCAAUCUGGAAGGAGCCUUGGUACUUAUUUCACUACCGCCAUGAGCUCUCUACAUAUGCGUCGAAGCUCCGGGACAAGAAGGCAAGGGGACAUGUCGUGUUUCUGCUGGAGUAUGCUGCAAAAGUUCUGCACAGGGACAUAGCCAACUACGAGGCAAUGAUGCAUGGGGAAGCUGCGCCAGGCCUCGAAUUUCCAGCCCUCUGGAUGGCUUUCAAACCCGGCACGCUGAUCUUUACAAUCAUCGAAGGCCACGACUCCAUUUUCCGGCUCAACAGUAUUUCCCGUGAGCACGAAACGAUUGGAGGUGGCGAACUCCUCAAGGAAUGGAACGUGUCUGCGGAACAUCUGAUCAGUAAUGGAGCUGAGUUGGGAUAUGUUCGCAAAGAUUUCAGAAUUCCACGCUACGAGGGAUACAAGGCGCUGACUGAAUUGAAAACCUUCCCGUUGCAAUACCACCCUGAUUGUGAAAGGGUCAAAAGGGAUUUACUAGCAAGAGGGAAAAAGUAUGUCUCCUUGCAGGGAAUCCAUCACAGCAUGUAUGAGGGUCCUACGCAUACAUCAGGCUUUCCUUCUCUUACUAGCAGAAGCAAGGAGUAUUCCACAGUAAGUUCAGCCGAUGACUUGGCGAGUGAGAUCGCGUUUAAUAACUUCAUUCAAAAGACCGAACAGAGAGUCAUGCUGGAUAUUAAAACGUAUAAUGACCGGAUCCGAACCAAAAAACUGACCUUCAUUUCGGGCGCAAAGACACAUUAUCUAGAUCCCGAACAGGCUUUGGAACUUUCCGAUGAGGAGUUGCUCAUAUGCGAGCACUUUGUUCAUGGAUUCUCAUUUGCACAUAAAGAUUGGCGGCAUUUCGAAGUAUCGAAAUUAAAGCCAGUAGAGUACAACCAGAGCGCGUUCGACACCCUCGGACACGAAGAAUACGCUAUCUUCACUUUUGCGAGGAAGGGUAAAGGAUUGAUCAUUCUCUUACACGGACCUCCUGGUGUCGGGAAAACCUUCACAGCAGAAAGCAUCGCAGACUUCUCCGAACGACCGCUCUAUAAACUUGGAGGAUCCGACUUUGGCGAUAGUCCUUUCCUUGUAAGUGACCAGGCGCUGCGUACAGCAUUGAAUCUCGCCUUGCGAUGGAAAGCCGUCGUCUUGAUGGACGAGGCGGACGUGUUCUUACAGCAAAGAGAUAUCCACAGUAGUCUCGGGAACAAAUCAGCCUCAGUGCUACUUCGGUUACUUGAGUACUUCGACGGCACCAUGUUCCUCACUACGAACCGAGUCCAGACAAUCGAUGCUGCCUUCAAAUCCCGGAUCCAUCUGUCGCUUUCAUAUCCACCCUUGCCUGCCCAAGCUAGAAGCAUGCUUUGGGAAACCUUCAUUCUCAAGGGGACAGAGCAGCGCCGGCCUCGGUGGCUGACCGAAAAGUUCCUAGGGAAGAUAUCCAAGGAAGAGGUUAAUGGACGGGAGAUCAAGAACAUCAUCCGCGUAGCUCACGCUUUUGCGGUAGACGGCAAGCGCGCGAUGCGGCCAGCAGACGUAACCCACGGGCUUCAAACGCGGAGAGAUUUCGAACUCGACUUCAGCAAAGCCGUGGCAAAGAGGAAACAUGAAGAUGACCAGACGAACGGUAGGAGUAAGAAACAGAAGAAGAAGAAUAUGGAAUUCGACGGCGAAGCAAGUUCAUGAGCAUGUCGCCGUUUGAUGGUGGAGGUUGGCUCUUCGGAGGAGGGCCCCAUCACGCUGGAAAUAUCUUGUCAGACAUGGAAUCUCUCCAAGUCGACCAUGCUUGGUCUCAUCUGGCUGACUCUCAAGCGGUCAGCAUCGUUGUGCAAGCCCGAAAUGGUUACAGGUCUUUUAGCUAGCGUUGAUUUUGGUAAGCGUUUUCGGUUUUGCUUCGAUCGAAAAACCAAAUGGUUAGCUCUACAGCUUUUCAAGACACAUCUUCACAUUAUGAGCAGUAUAGGAAUCUAGAACAUGAAC
Messenger RNA from Mytilinidion resinicola, 2247 nucleotides. RefSeq names its product P-loop containing nucleoside triphosphate hydrolase protein. Bases 1 to 1953 code for a protein of 650 amino acids. The record is from RefSeq and is a predicted model, not a curated record. The transcript has 5 exons. Lineage: Eukaryota; Fungi; Ascomycota; Dothideomycetes; Mytilinidiales; Mytilinidiaceae. Gene Ontology annotation, molecular function: ATP hydrolysis activity; ATP binding.